UGCUAACUAAUGGUUUUGGUGGGUUAUGUUUUAAACUGACAGCUCAACAAGUUUUUCCCCCUAGGAUGCCUCAGCAAAGAUGAACAGAAUAUUCUAGUGUUUUUAGCUGCAAGAUACUAACCUGGGAAUUCUGCAGAAUCCUAGAAUGCAGUAAACAGAGCUUCUGCGAUGAGUUGUUCUUUGGCAGAAGAAUCUUGUGCUCUUUGAGUGUUACCUUUUCACACCUUUUAAUAGGCAACUUUCAUAUCGCAAUAAUGUGAAAAGUAUAUUUAAAGAAAAGUAUUUAAAUAUGAUGUGUGUUGUGAAUAUUUGUAAUAUGAAUGCCGCUUUUUUAAUGUUUGCUUUUGUUUAAAUUGUAAGCUGUAGUUCUAACUGGGUUAAUUUAUUAUUUUAGGCUGAUAUUUCGAGCACUACUCCUGGAACAUUGUACAAUGUGACUGUUUCUUCAGUUACCUCUUCGGCGUACAGCUCACCUGUCAGCAAAACAGUGACAACUAAUAUCCAGGACCUCCUGUUUUCCUUGCGGGGGAAAGAGUUGGAUCUGCAGGAAUUCUUCUCUCUUGGAACACACCACCACAUCCAAAUGGGAGGAUUAUAUCCUACAUUGUUAAAUAUAAAGAGGUCUGCCCUUGGAUGCAAAAUACUUAUACUCAGGUUACGACAAAGCCAGACAGUUUGGAAGUUCUUCUCACCAAUCUUAACCCUGGAACAACUUAUGAGAUUCAGGUUGCUGCUGAAAACAGUGCUGGCAUUGGAGUAUUUAGUGACCCAUUUCUCUUUCAAACUGCAGAAAGUGCUCCAGGUAAAGUGGUGAAUCUCACAGUUGAAGCCUUCAACUAUUCUGCUGUAAACCUGAUUUGGUUCCUACCCCGGCAGCCAAAUGGGAAAAUAACCAGUUUCAAAAUUAGCGUAAAGCAUGCAAGAAGUGGGAUAGUCGUGAAAGAUGUCUCUGUUAAAGUGGAGGACCUUCUGUCUGGAAGGCUACCAGAAUGCAAUGAUAACAGUGAAUCGUUUUUGUGGAGUACUACGACUCCCUCAACUACUUCUAGUAAAACUACUAUAUUGACCCCAAGUACAUUGGCUCCCAGCAAAAUGAUCUCCGUCUGGAAUGAGCCUAUCAGUUUUGUUGUGACUAAUCUCAGGCCAUACACGACUUACCUUUUUGAAGUUUCUGCAGUUACUACCGAAGCAGGUUAUAUUGACAGUGCAAUUGUCAGGACACCAGAAUCAGUUCCAGAAGAUCCACCUCAAAACUUUGUUAAAGUCAACAUUACAGGAAAGUCUUUUUCAGUUUCUUGGGAGCCACCAACCAUUGUCACUGGAAAGUUUAGCUACAGAGUUGAAUUAUAUGGACCACUGGGCCAUAUCUUGGAUAAUAGCACAAAAGACCUCAAGUUCACUUUUACUAAUCUAAUACCAUUCACAACCUAUGAUGCUUUUGUUGCUGCUGAGACAAGUGCCGGGGUGGGGCCCAAGUCAAACCUAACUGUUUUCACUCCCGCAGGAGUUCCUGGACCUGUAUUUGAUUUGCAUAUGGCAGAGGUAUCUGCAACCUUUGUUAGAAUUGGUUGGCAGAAACCACAGCAACCAAAUGGAAUCAUCACUCAGUACAGAGUAAAAGUUUCACUUGAGGACACAGGGGAAACCCUUGAAGAUACAAUUCUAACAGAAAAAAUCAAGGAUUUUAUUGAAGAUUUGGAUCCAGACAUUUUAAAUGAGAACACCUCACCGUCUUUCACAUGGAGUGAAGUGGAAACAGUAACUGGUUCGUAUGAAGGAUCAGCUGAGAUGUUUCCAACAGUGCACAACUUUUCUCCAGUAAUAUUUACAAGCAUGUCUGAGGAUAAUUUGCCUAUUUUGAACAGAGCUGCAGAACUACAUCCAGAUUCUGCUGAGCAGCUGUCCUAUCUUGUAAAUGGACUCCAGCCUUUCACUAAAUAUGCAAUUGAGGUCUCUGCUUUUACCAUUAUUGGAGAAGGACCACCAGCUAUUCUCAUUGCUAGGACAAGUGAACAAGUUCCAAGCUCAGUCGAAAAUAUCAAUUAUAAAAAUAUUAGUUCGUCCUCAGUUUUGCUUUAUUGGGAUAUACCAAUAAACCCCAAUGGAAAGAUCACACAUUACACAGUUUAUGCAAUGGAGCUGGAUACACAUAGAGCUUUUCACCUGACUACGUCAAAUAACAGCAUCUUGAUUACAGGUUUGAGAAAGUAUACGAAUUAUAAAAUGAGAGUAGCGGCUUCCACAACUAUAGGGGAAAGUGCUCUGUCUGAAGACAAUGAUAUUUUUGUGAGAACACCUGAGGAUGAACCAGGUUCACCACCCCAACAUGUCGAGAUAUUAGAAGUGACUGCCACAGAAAUAGGUUUAAGAUGGUCACCACCUGAGAAGCCUAAUGGGAUUAUAACUCAUUAUGAAGUCAUGUAUGAUGAUGCUAGUGCUUUAAUUCUGAGAAACACAACAGCAACAAAUCUUCUUUUAAAUGGCUUGAAACCAUAUACUCUGUACAAUAUUUCUGUAAGGGCAUUCACCCGCCUUGGGCAUGGGAAUCAGUCGUCUCCCCUGUUAUCUGUAAAAACGGCUGAUACCGUUCCCGAAUUCCCACCACAAAACAUAACUUAUAAGAAUAUCUCUUCUUCGGAGGUAGAGCUAUCAUUUCUUCCACCAUCUGUCCCGAAUGGGAUUAUAGAGACAUAUACUGUAUAUCUCAGAGAGGCUGAUGGAACUGAUGGAAGAACCAUCAACACCACACAUCUAUCACUAACUAUUACAGGCUUAAAAAUAUAUACAAGAUAUAUUGCUGAGGUAUCUUCAAGCACUGUAAAGGGUGAAGGUCCUCGCAGUGCUCCUUUGCACAUGUUGACUGAUGAAGAUGCUCCUAGCUCUCCUCCACGAUUGCUCACAGUAAAGCAGUUGUCUGGUGUCAUUGUGAAGUUGUCAUGGCAACCACCACUGGAGCCAAAUGGAAUUAUCCUCUAUUACACAGUUUAUGUCUGGAAUAUAAUUUCAAGAAGAAGCAUAAAUGUAACAGAAACCUCAUUAGACAUCACAGAUCUUGAAAAUAAGAUGGAAUAUAAUGUUUAUGUAACAGCAAGUACCAGAUUUGGAGAUGGAAAUAUAAAGAGUGAUAUGAUCAGCUUCGUUACCUCUGAAGGAGCUCCGAGUGACCCACCUAAAAAUGUGUGGUAUAAAAACCUUACUUCUUCAUCAGUACAAAUCUUCUGGGAUCCUCCUCAAAAGCCCAAUGGAGUUAUACAGUUUUAUUCGAUUUACUACAAAAAUGAUUCAGACACUUACAUGCAGAAUUUUACCAGUUACGCUCUUGACAGUGGUGUCAGCAACGCAACUUGGUCUACGGUAUUAAGCAACUUGGCAAAAUGGAACCACUACACACUUUGGUUAACUGCCAGCACAGCCUUUGGAAAUGGAAACCAAACCAGUGAAAUCAUACAUUUGUACACAGAUCAAGAUGUUCCAGAUGGACCUGUGGAACAGCUGGCGUAUCAAAACAUUUCUUCCACUGCUGUAAAUAUAACCUGGAUGCCCCCAGCCCAACCUAAUGGGAUGGUCUUCUACAAGGUUUCACUGACAAUGCAGGAUGGUCAAACGGACCGUGAGAUUCUGUCACUCAUUUUGAAUGAUACAAAUGUGGUUCUUCGUAAACUGGAAAAAUAUACCAGUUAUCUUCUAAGAAUCACUCCAGCAACAGAAAACGGAAUGUCUGAAAUGCACACUGCUAGUCUGCACAUCACAACUGAAGAAGAUGUUCCAGAAUCUGCACCAAUUAUGACAUCUUAUAAAAACCUUUCGUCUACCUCAGUGAUGUUAUCCUGGAAUCCUCCAGCCCGGGCAAAUGGCAUCAUAAUAAGCUAUGUCUUAAAGCUGCAUGGACUAGAACGAAAUGAUUCUUUCACUACUUCCAAUAAUUCAGUUGUCUUAGAAGAUCUUUCACCAUUUGUACUCUAUAGUUUUUAUGUAUCUGCAAGAACUAGGAAAGGGCUCGGCCCAUCCACUGUUUUGAUGUUCUUCACAGAUGAGUCUGUUCCGCUGGCUCCUCCUGAGAACCUGACAAUUGCCAAUUACACAUCUAACUCCGUAUGGCUGAAAUGGAAUCCAAGCCCUCAACCAAAUGGUGUUAUCCAAAGAUAUGUUUUUAGCAUUUUGGAUAACCGCAGUCAAACUACAUUUUUUCAGAACAUUUCAGGUUCACACAAUGAAGCUAAUAUUCUUGGUCUAGAACCGUUCAGCACUUACUUCAUCAGUGUUUCGGCAUUCACAAAAGUUGGAAACGGCAAUCAAUUCAGUAAUCUUGUUCGGCUGACCACAAUGGAAUCAGCUCCAGAUAUUGUCCAGAAUAUCCAAUGUACUGCAACCAGUUGGCAGUCAGUCCUAGUCCAGUGGGACCCUCCUUUGAAGACAAAUGGGAUUAUUACCCAUUACAUCAUAACAUUUGGAAAGAAUUCAACAAUCUUGUCUUCUGAUAAUGAAACAGUGCAUACUUUCAGAGACUUGUUAUCAAAUACCUCUUACCAGUUUAAAAUACAGGCUGUGACAGCUGCCGGGCAUGGAAAAGAGCAGCUAUGCAAUGCCAGCACAUUUCCAGAAACAGCUCCCAGCGCUCCCAGAGAUAUUUCAUUUUCAAGCAUACAAUCAACAAGUGUGACCUUGAGAUGGAGAAUGCCAGUUACUAUCUUUGGCUACUUUCAAAACUACAAGAUUACUGUGCAGUUACGAUCUAUCCAUUGCAACAACUGGGAAGCAGCUGAAUGUAUUGAAUAUGAGCAGAAGCAAUAUUCAUAUACUGUUGGCACUUUGUCAGAGGAAACAGUCUAUGACCUGAAAAAAUUCAGAUGGUACAGAUUUAGAGUUUCUGCUAGUACAAAUGCUGGUUUUGGCACCUCUUCACCCUGGAUUUCUACACAAACUCUUCCUGGCUUUCCAGAUGCUCCUCCUGAAAAUGUAACUGUGGUAGUUACAUCCUCUUACAGUAUUAAUAUUAGCUGGAGUGAGCCUGUCAUCAUUACUGGACCAACAUUCUACCUCAUUGAUAUUACCUCAGUAGAUACUGAUGACUAUAAAGCUUCAUUUGUCAAAACAAAUGAUGAGGACAAAAACCUUGAUGUUUCAGGUUUAAGGGCAUUUACAAGGUAUUCUGUAGUGGUCACUGCUUUUACUGGCGAUAUCCAUGCUGCACAUAUUGAAGGCAAGUCUAGCCCUGCAGUCAUUGUUUCCACUUUUGAAGCAGUGCCCAGAGACCCACUCAACAACAUAACAUUUCAGAAGAUACCCGAUGAAGUAACAAAAUUUCAAGUGACGUUUAUAUCACCAUCUGAACACAGUGGAAAUAUUCAAGUAUAUCAGGCAAUGGUCUACAAAGAAGAUGACCCAACUGUCUUCCAGAUCUAUAAUUUAAGUGUUAUUGACAGGACAAACAAGUCAGUCACUGCUAUGAUAGAGGGACUAAAAGGGGGACAUACAUAUAAUAUCAGUGUUUAUGCAAUCAAUGGUGCUGGUGCAGGGCCAAAGAUCCAACUUAAAAUCACAACAGACAUUAAAGAACCACCAAGGCCUAGUAAGAAGCCAGUGCCCGUCUAUGAUACCAGUGGAAUGGUUGUCACUGCUACAACAAUUAGUAUUCGUAUGCCGGUUUGCUAUUAUAAUGACGACCAUGGGCCCAUCAGGAAAAUACAAAUUCUCGUUGCAGAAGCCGGAGCUCAGCAUGAUGGCAAUGUAACCAAGUGGUAUGACGCCUACUUCAGAAAACCAAGACCGUAUUUUGUAAAUGAGGGCUUUCCAAACCCACCAUGUGCAGAAGGAAAUGAAGGGCUGAGCAGCAAAGAUGAUGUAUAUGUAAUUGGAGCUGAUAGUACAUGUAUGAUACCAGGCAGUGAAGAAAAAAUCUGUAAUGGCCCACUGAAGCCCAGGAGACAGUACUUAUUUAAGUUCAGAGCUACAAACAUAAAAGGACAAUUUACAGAUUCAGACUACUCUGAUCCCAUCAAAACUUUAGGUGAUGGGCUUUCCGAAAGAGCUGUAGAAAUAAUACUUGCAGUUACAUUGUGCAUACUAUCUGUAAUUCUCCUUGUGGGUGCAAUUUAUGCUUUUGCAAGAAUUCGACAAAAGCAGAAAGAAGGAGGCACAUACUCUCCACGGGAUGCAGAAAUUAUUGACACCAAAUUAAAACUAGAUCAGUUUAUCACAGUGGCAGACCUGGAAAUGAAGGAUGAGAGAUUUACACGGUUACUUAGUUAUAGAAAAUCCAUCAAGCCUAUAGGCAAGAAAUGUUUUCUACAACACGUUGAAGAGCUUUGCACAAACAACAACCUAAAGUUUCAGGAAGAAUUUUUGGAACUUCCCAAGUUUCUUCCAGAUCUUGCCUCAGCUGAUGCUGAUCUUCCUUGGAACAGGUCUAAAAACCGUUUUCCCAACAUCAAGCCAUAUAACAACAACAGAGUGAAGCUGAUGCCUGAUGCCAGCAUACCUGGAUCGGAUUACAUCAAUGCUAGUUAUGUGUCUGGCUAUUUAUGUCCAAAUGAAUUCAUUGCUACUCAAGGACCAUUACCAGGCACAGUGGGGGAUUUCUGGAGAAUGGUAUGGGAAACAAGAGCAAAAACCCUUGUUAUGCUUACUCAGUGUUUUGAAAAAGGACGGAUAAGAUGUCACCAAUACUGGCCUGAAGACAACAUACCAGUGACUGUGUUUGGAGAUAUAGUGAUUACUAAAUUAGUAGAAGACAUUCAAAUAGACUGGACCAUCAGGGAUUUAAAGAUUGAAAGGCAUGGGGAUUGUAUGAUGGUACGUCAGUGUAACUUCACAGCCUGGCCUGAACAUGGAGUACCUGAAACGACUGCAUCAUUAGUCCAUUUUGUAAAGCUGGUCCGUGCUAGCCGAGCACAUGAUAGCACACCCAUAGUUGUUCACUGCAGCGCUGGAGUCGGAAGAACGGGAGUUUAUAUCGCCCUGGACCAUUUAACACAGCAUAUAAAUGACCAUGAUUUUGUGGAUAUCUAUGGUCUUGUAGCUGAGCUGAGAAGUGAAAGGAUGUGCAUGGUACAAAAUCUGGCACAGUAUAUAUUUUUGCACCAGUGCGUUUUGGACUUAUUGACAAUCAAGAGGAGCAGUCAACCUAUGUGUUUUGUUAAUUAUUCAGUACUGCAAAAGAUGGACUCUUUUGAUGCCAUGGAAGGUGAUGUGGAACUAGAGUGGGAAGAAACCACCAUGUAAAAAAACACAACAGAUUAAAACCUUACGUUUUGAGAAACAACUGUGUUGGGUUUUAAAAAAAAUAAAAAACAAUCAAUAAAUCAGGGGCCAAAACAAACCCCCCUCUUACAAUGAACUAACAGCAAAUAUUAAUUUUUGUAAGAAUAAUGUUAUAGUUUAUACUCUAUUUAUGUGCCUUCAUAAAUACUAUAAAUUAUUAAAUGAUACUUUUGUACAGAGUUUAGUCCUGUUGUUAUAACAAAAUUGUAUUGGGUGCAGUCCAGCAAUGGCUAAUCACAAAUAAGUCCCAUUGAUAGCAAUAUAAGCAUUUAACUGUAUGCUGUGAUCUGUAUCCAGCUAAAUCAUUAUGCUUGCAGAACCCAGCACAUAGCUUCCCAUCAACACAAUGGAAGCCCCCGUUCCCAUGUGUGCCCAAUGGCAUCCCCAGAUCUGUUCUGGAGGGUUGAGAGAAGUCCCAGAACAGAUUUAGGGUGCACAUAGUGGGAGAAGGAAGGGGGGAAGGAAGGUUAUGUUGCACAAGAAAAAUCCUUCUGCUUACAGAACCCUAGCCUUAGUGUUACACUGAAUACAACCCUUUGUCUCACUAAUUUCCUUGGGAUUUAGGGCCUAACUAGGCAUUACAAGAGACACUUGAGUGGCUGCUGCUUCACGUCCUUUUCUCUCCUCUUCUCAGUAACAUCUAGAACAGGCAUCACCAACCUUCGGCCCUCCAGAUGUUUUGGACUACAAUUCCCAUCAUCCCUGUCCACUGGUCCUGUUAGCUAGGGAUCAUGGGAGUUAUAGGCCAAAACAUCUGGAGGGCCACAGGUUGGGGGUGCCUGAUCUAGAAUAAUAUAACUCAUAAUAUAACAUCACCACUGCUAUACAUUUCCGUGCUUCCAACACUCAGUUAUGUGGGUGAAGAGAUACACAGUGCAGUGAUAAUGCAUUGUAACCUGGGGGUCAUCCAGUGAAUUUGACUGGCAGGAGAUGCAGAAUAGAUUGAAAGAAGCACUUCUUCACACAGAUCAUACGGUAGUUAAACUGAUUUUUGCUGCCACAAAAUGUGGUGGCGGCUACUCGCUCAGAUGGCUUUAAAAGGAGGAUAAACAAAUUCAUAGGUGAUAACUACCAGUGGCUAGAAAUUAGGGUGGAUAUAUGCCAUCUGCACUCAGGCAGGCCUUUCACCUUUCCUGAUCACCCUGCAGUGGUGCUUUUAUGUGUUAUACAGCAGCACAACCAGACACAUUCCUCUCCCCCAGCUGCAACAAAACAUUUCUCUCCCAUAUUGGUCUCAGCAGCCACAACAUUAUUUGAGCUUUCACCCAAUGUAAAAGCCACUUCUUGAACUGUAGUGGGAUACUGUGUAUAGUGCAUUUCCAAGUUAUUUGCUUCCGGUGGGGGGGGGGAAUCCAUUUACAAAUAAUAUGAAAAAGAAUGCUAAACUUGCACUAUAUUGCCACUAUAUAUACAGAUAAAGUAUUUUACCAUGCUCACCUUAAAAAACAUAAUGACCACAAUCCUGCAAUAUUGAUACAUGUGGUUUUAUGCCCAUUAAUUUCAGUUGGCUUGAAUGUGCAUCACUCUGCAUAGGAUUCUGGCCAAUGUGUGAAGUGGCCCUUAUUCAUGAUUAUUCUCUCUGGACUGUGCCCACUUUUGGGCACAGUUCUAAAGCAUCUACACCAGUGAUGGCCAAAGUUGGCCCUCCAGCUGUUUUGGGACUACAACUCCCAUCAUCCCUAGCUAACAGGACCAGUGGUCAGGGAUGAUGGGAGUUGUAGUCCCAAAACAUCUGGGCGGCCAAGUUUGGCCAUCACUGAUCUACACCAUGUACCUACAUACAGUGUACCUACAGGAGUGUACACAUGAGCAGAUUAUUUCAGAAUUUCAGCCAGGGGUCCGAAUCCAAAAAUGGCAACCUAUCCACCAAAGCAGGCUUCCACAUAUGUGGCAGGAUCCUUGCAUGCAAAUGGGGCAUGAAUCCAAUCUAUGCCUUUCAUUGGCAGGCUUAUUUUCGUCCCAAUGUGGAUUAACAUACAUCCAAAUGAUACACUAUUGAAAACAACAGACAACUUAUUUUGAAUGUGUAUCUAAUUUUUCUUUGCUCUCUUGUUAACUGGUAAGUUUAAAGAAACCUGCUUUUGUGCAUGGAUCACAUCUUUGGAUCAGGACCUAUAACCUUCCUUUGAGGAAAUGCUCUGGACACAUUCCGAAUACCUCUAAAUUACCAUAGGAUAAUACAUGUCUAAAUGAGCCAAAUGUGAUGCAGAGCAUUCAUAUUCCCCAGGUGUAUAUAAUUCAGUGUGCAGAUCUGCUCUCCUACCGGUAUUUGUGGUUGAUUGUGAGGGGAAUCUGCCAUCCCAUAGACUCAGCUGACUUAAGACGAUGGGGUUGAUUGAAAUAAGAUGACUUCCAGGAUUAUCAUAACAUUUCCCUAAAUGUAUGCUCUUCUGUUUUGACUCUUUGUUUUAUGGGAUUGAAAUAUUAUCUUAUGAUCCUGAACAGCUGAAAACUCACCCCUCUGACACUGUGGAGAUUUUUCAGCUUUUAUUCGGCACACAGUAGCUUUUCACGGACGCUUGGGGCUAUUUAACUCAUCAUGGAAUAAUGACCAGAAAUUGUUGGUUUUCUUGUUCUAUUUUGCAAUGCAAUUUGGUAAUUGUACAUGCUUGACAAUUAAAAAAAACCACUGUCUCACAUUCCUAAUACUUUUCUAAAGCUGUAAAAAAAAAAUAAAGUU
This is a messenger RNA of Zootoca vivipara (common lizard), 9940 nucleotides long. The record is from RefSeq and is a predicted model, not a curated record. NCBI's taxonomy places the organism in Eukaryota, Metazoa, Chordata, Lepidosauria, Squamata, Lacertidae.